This is a messenger RNA of Amblyraja radiata (thorny skate), 4101 nucleotides long. Its product is annotated as desmoglein-2-like. Gene Ontology annotation, biological process: cell-cell adhesion mediated by cadherin; cell morphogenesis; cell-cell junction assembly. The record is from RefSeq and is a predicted model, not a curated record. The transcript has 16 exons. Gene Ontology annotation, molecular function: beta-catenin binding; cadherin binding; calcium ion binding. The coding region runs from base 143 to 3784 and encodes 1213 amino acids. Gene Ontology annotation, cellular component: adherens junction; catenin complex; plasma membrane. Lineage: Eukaryota; Metazoa; Chordata; Chondrichthyes; Rajiformes; Rajidae.
UUUGCCCACUUACUCCUCCCUCGCCCCGCCUCCGCUGACUCAGCGGGCGGUGCCGCUGGCAGGUGAGUCGGAGCGGGCGGGGAGCGGCGGACAUAGGAGAAACUACACUAGACCAAGGAGCAGAGAUAAGGGAGCAGAAACAAUGCCGGGAACACCUUGGUCGAGACGGGCAGCGCUGGCCAGCCUGACCCUCCUGCUGACCUACUGCGGAGUUGUACGGUGCAACUGCCAGAGACAUUUCACCAGGAGUAAAGUUGAGGCGUUGCUCGCUCCGCAAGUUACCAAAGGCCAAGCGGUUCUCACAGUUCCGUUUCGUGACUGUGGUUUGGGGGAAAACAUUCGGUGGAGCACCAGUAACGGUGACUUUGAAGUGCACAACGACGGAUCCAUAUUUGCAACACGGACUCAACUUAUCAAAGCGAAACGUGGGCUUAAAGUGCGGGCGGCCGAUUUGGACACUGGUGAAACAUGGACAGUGGAUGUCCUGUUAAUACCUUCAAGGAGAGAGCGUGCGAGGAGAAACAUCCAAGUUAUCCGGUUUCCAUCAAAGAGGCCCGUCGUGCGGCAGAAGAGGGAGUGGGUCUCCCCUCCCAUCGGCAUCCGGGAGCACGAGCCACCUAUUGUCAACCCCAUCGCCAUGAUUCGGUCGGACUUUGAAGACAAGGAGGGUGUUGAGAUCACCUACUCCAUAACUGGGCCGGGAGCGGACAAACUGCCGAUGGGGCUGUUUGUGAUCGAUUCCCGCACCGGCGAUUUAAACGUCACCGGGACAGUGGACCGGGAAUUAAAUCCCAGCUUCCUCCUGACAGGAUACGCGGUGGAUCAAUUUGGGAAAGCAAUGGAAAAUCCAAUUGGCCUCUUUGUUGAAGUGAUUGACAUCAAUGAUAACCCUCCAAUAUUCACCCAAGAAAUCUUUUUUGGGAGUGUUGAAGAGAUGAGUUUCACUGGUACCUCAGUCAUGCAGAUAAAUGCGACGGAUAAAGAUAUUGGUGAAAAUGCCAUCAUUCAUUACAGGGUCAUAGUGGACAAAAUGAAGCAAAUGUUUUCUUCCUCAUUUACUGGAGAUAUCAGAGUAACAGAUCCGCAACUUGACAGGGAGACGCAAGAUUUCUACACCCUGAUUGUUGAAGCUCGUGAUAGGGCUGGGAAUAUCGAAGGUUUACACUCAACUGCAACAGUACAGGUCAAGAUUAUGGAUGUCAAUGACAACGUUCCCACUGUGGAACAACAUACGUAUGAGGUAACCUUGGAAGAAAACCGGAUAUAUUUUGAAGCCCUCCUAAUGAAGGUACAGGACGCGGAUCUGGAGUUCACUGAUAACUGGUUGGGUCACUUUGAAAUCAUCGAGGGCAAUGAAAAUAAACACUUCAGGAUUGAGAUGAAUAAUCAAACCAAUGAAGGAAUUCUGAUUCUCCAGAAGGAGUUAAACUUUGAAGAAAUGGAACACAUGAAUUUGGUCUGUCGAGUAUCCAAUAAGGCACCGUAUCACCACACUGUGGAUACAACCAUGAUGAAGCAGUCCUUUGAGAUAAAAGUCAUCAUACGAAAUAUGGCAGAAGGCUUUGUGUUUAAGCCCAGCAGACUGGAGACGACAAUGACGGAAAGCAGCUCAUCCGGGAGGACGACCCAGGUCAUUGGUAUUUACACAGCAGUUAGUGCAGACACUGGAGAACGGAGUGAAAGUACAAAGUAUGCGAAGGAUAGUGACAAGGCUAACUGGUUGAUUAUUAACACGGACACUGGAGAGGUUACAUUUGAUGGCGAGCUUGAUCGCGAGUCUGAGUAUGUGAUUAACGGGACGUACACUGCAACAGUUCUGGCCAUCACGCAGGAACGAGACUCCUACGACACCAGCACUGGAACCAUUGUGAUAAAUGUAGAUGAUGUCAACGACCACACUCCCAGCUUCGAGAACACGCAACCAUGCAUUUGCAGUUCAGCAAAAUAUUUGAGGGUGGCUGCGUCUGAUCCCGAUAGGCCGCCAUUUGGAGCACCAUUCCAUUUCGACGUACCGACCAACAAAAUGUGGAAGCUAGGACGCACAGACGCAACCAGCAUGGAACUGGUCCCACAACAAGAUUUAUACCCUGGACUGUUCACCGUGCCAGUGUGGGUGGAGGACAACGGUGGGAACGGCCACCUCGUCAACCUGGAUAUCAAGGUGUCGGAAUGCUUUGGUGUCACCCGUUGCUUGACGGAAAGAUUAAUCCAGUCGAAGGCCGUACUGGGGAGUUCUGCCAUCGCCCUGAUAAUCUUCACUCUGUUUCUGUUGCUACUGCUCCCUCUGCUGCUGCUGCUGUUUUGCCAGUGUGGUGGUGGCGGACUGGGCGGGCCGAAAGGUCUUGUGCUCGCUGAGAAAGACGGCGGCUUCGGUACCCUGGGGCAAAGUGACUUCGAAGGAGGAGGACAAGUAGAUACGAUGAUACCGCUGAUAGCUCGUUCGGGUGAACACGAGGUGGCUGGGCUACAUGGGGAGUGGAUCGCUACAGGAUCUCAGGCGGGAGGAGCUGUAGGAGCCAGCGGAGGAGCUGUACGAGCCAGCGGAGGAGGUGUAGGAGCCAGCGGAGGAGGUGUAAGAGCCAGCGGAGGAGGUGUAGGAGCCAGCGGAGGAGGUGUAGGAGCCAGCGGAGGAGGUGUACGAGCCAGCGGCACUCAUAUCACAGAGAGCAUCCAUGAAAGGACCAGCUUCUAUGACCGGACCGGGUGGUCCAUGGGACAAGAGGCGGGAUUGGGCCGGGGCCAUUCCAUGUCCAUCCGCGGCCAGGGGAGAUCGACGCGGUAUCGCGGUCAACACCAAACCGGUAUCCAUGGCGGGGAGGCAGAAGCUUUCAGCAUGACAGGCGGUGCACUCAAGGCUUACGUGAACCAAUGCAUCGAUCAGAGGCUACUCGCUGUUGACCAAGAAUGGGCCCGUCAGGCCUCCUGCGAUUCUCUGCGGGUUUUUCACAAUGAAGGCUCCGACAGCAACGAUGGUUUACUGGAAUGCUGCAGCCUUGUGGAGGAAGAUCCUUUCGAUGAUUCCUUCUUGAACAACUUGGACCUGAAGUUCAAGACUCUGGCUGGAAUCUGCAGCGGCCGAUUGUCGAGCGACACCUCAGAAGUGGUCACCUCCGGUCACUGGCAACUGGAGACCUCCCCGCGACCCCUGCCCCAACAGGAGGCGGCUGUGGGAGAGGUGGCUGUGGGGGAGGAGGUGGCGUGGUCUAGCGUAACGAGGGAACGGGUCCAGCAUGCCGGCAACCCAUUGCCCAUGAAGAAACACUACGUUGUGACCACCACGAUUGAGCCCAGCACGGAAGACCUCCAGGUUGUCCACGACUUGAGCCGCGUUGCAUCUCAGCACGAGGGAUUCCAGAGGGUGUCCGCCAGUUCUGACUCCACUGUUGACUACAGUGCGGGGCAGUUUCAAGGGGGCGUUCACUCCUCGACUGUCCCCGUCCUGCAGAAGAACGUGGUGGUGCCGAGGUCCUUUAGCAUUGGCUCUGGAGGUGCCCAGGGCGUGACCGCUGUCCCGUCGGCUGGUCACUUGGUCUCGCACAACACCAGGGUGGUGACAAGUUCAGCUACAGUGGGGUCGGGUGGGAUGCUGGACAUGUUGGUCGGGCCGGUUCUGGGAUCCCAUGAGAGCGCAUCCAUCACUAGGUCAGGCUGGAGAGAGGCGCUGGAUCCCAGCCUCGUCAAUGAACAGGCCAUCGAGAAAAACGUGACCAUUGGUAAAUCGAACAGCGGGAUGUAUAAAUCAGUGAAAAAGACAACCAAGUUGGUGCAGUUAGUCCAGGAGUAACACUUCCCCUCAAUCUGCUCAUCGCUUUGGAUUGGAAUAUCAUCAGAGGAAGUAAUUUUGCCAGCAACAUCCACAGGCUAUAAACAGAUAAAGUUCAAAUCAUUCAUCACAUUGUGAUUCCAGAACACAACUGAUUCUUCUCCCCCUUCACCAUGGAUACCUUAGAGUAAUGGAGUCAUACAGUGUUGAACCAGGCCCUUUGGCCCAACUGAUCCACGCCAACCAAGAUGCCCCAUCUACACUAAUCCCACCUGCCUGCAUUUGGUCAAUAUCCCUCUAAAUCUUUCCCAGCCAUGUACCUGUCAAAUGUUCAUAAU